Messenger RNA from Euleptes europaea (tarantolino), 7575 nucleotides. It is a transcript of the gene STAB1, whose product is annotated as stabilin 1. The record is from RefSeq and is a predicted model, not a curated record. Gene Ontology annotation, biological process: cell adhesion. NCBI's taxonomy places the organism in Eukaryota, Metazoa, Chordata, Lepidosauria, Squamata, Sphaerodactylidae. The transcript has 67 exons. The coding region runs from base 1 to 7575 and encodes 2524 amino acids. Gene Ontology annotation, molecular function: hyaluronic acid binding; calcium ion binding.
AUGGAAAGUGCCAUAGCAAAUAUAUCAAAGGAAAGGAAACAACAGAAGAGAGCUAGUAUUAAUUUUAUUCUAAAGACCUGUGAUUUGGCUGUCUGUUUGCCAGAAUGCCCGUCUAGAUCUGGAAAACCGUGCACUGGCCAUGGGACCUGUUUGGAUGGCAUAGCUCGGAAUGGAACUUGCAUCUGCGAGGGCAACUAUGGAGGCUAUGCUUGCCAAGACUGCCGGGAUGACACUCAUUUUGGCCCUGAUUGCCAGUCUGUAUGUGAGUGUCAGCAUGGAAUUUGCAACCAUGGGAUCUCUGGUGAUGGAACGUGUACCUGCUAUGGUGGAUAUACUGGCCCCAAAUGUGAUCAAGAACUUCCCCUCUGUGGAAGUGUAGUCUGUGAUGACAAAUCCCAUUGUGUGGUGAAGGACGGGCAGGCAAGGUGUCAAUGCCUACCAGGCUAUCAGAAAAUUGGGAUGGACUGUCAAGCUCAAGAUCCUUGCAGGUCCUCUCCAUGCUCUUCAUUUGCUGUUUGCAAGACUCUUGGGCCAACAAAGUAUGAAUGUACCUGCCAAUAUGGGUACCAAGGAGAUGGUAGGAUAUGCCAACCCAUAAAUCCCUGUGUCAAUAAUAAUGGCGACUGCCCUGAAAAUAUAACCAAUUGUAGGUUCUUAAGCCCAGGAGAGUCAAUGUGCGUGUGUAAACUGGGAUCGACUGGCGUAGGCUGCAGCAGAUCUGUCAGUGAAUGUCGGCCCUACUACUGUGAUAGGAAUUCGAGGUGUGAAGUAGGUCCUGAUGGGACUAUCAGCUGCAUCUGCAGAGAGAUUGGAGAGAUUGGAGAUGGCAGGACCUGCUACAAAGCUCUCAUUCAUGAGAUUUCUGAGCUGAAUAUUCGGGGAAGAAUGCUUAGGAGACUGAACAGCGCAAAGUCAAUGUUUGAUUUAGGUUGUGCAUUAUUGCUGGGAAAAUAUGGGCCUUUCACAGUUCUUGUGCCAGCCUCUUCUCAAUAUCCUGAUAGGUCUCAGCUCUUCGAUGUUACAUCUGCACGCCAUUUAUGCAGAAUGCACAUAAUUCCUGGACAGCAUUUGCUAGAGGAUAUGAUCGCAACAAAGGUCCUGUGGACAUUGUCUGGACAUCAGGUGAUCUUCAGUGAUCAGUUUAAGCGCUACAGUUAUUCAGAUAGCCCAAGUGUACCAUAUACCAUCAUAGAUCCAAACUUGCCAGCUUCGAAUGGCAUUAUACAUAUUGUCAGUGCUCUAAGGAAAACACCUUCAAUGGAGAACCUUGGAAACUCUCAGAAAACGAUUGGAGAGAUUCUUUCUUCCCUGGAAAUUGCCAGCCGAUUUGAAACAAUCUUAGAAAACUGUGGUCUGCCUUCAUUUCUGGAUGGUCCUGGCCCUUUCACUGUGUUUGUACCAAGUAAUGAGGCAGUGGAUAAAUUAAGAGAUGGAAGGUUAAUUUAUCUCUUCACUGAGGGAAUAAACAAGCUUCAGGAACUUGUGAAAUACCAUAUCUACACAGCAGCAGCGGUGACAGUGGAGAGGCUAACAGUGAUGCCACAUAUUAUGACCAUGGCAAAUCAGAUAUUGACCAUCAAUAUCACUAAGGAUGGAAGAAUUCUGUUGGGUGACUCUGGUGUUGCCUUAAACAAAAGGAAUAUUUUAGCAUCAAAUGGUAUCAUUCAUACUUUGGAUGGCAUCUUCAUUCCUCCAUCAAUAAUCCCCAUUCUGCCUCACAGAUGCAAUGAACAGCAGUACAAAGCUGUAGCAGGAUCUUGUGUUGACUGUGAUGCCCUUAAUGCAAGUGUUUGCCCACCACAAAGCACACCUAUGGAACAUGGGCUCUUCCCAGGAGAAUGUGUUUAUAUCCACGAUCCUUUGGGCUUGAACGUUCUGAAGAAAGGUUGUAGCAGAUACUGCAACCAAACUGUUAUGGUUCCUGGAUGCUGCAAAGGAUUCUUUGGUCCAGAUUGUGCUGCUUGUCCUGGUGGAUUUACCAAUCCAUGCUAUGGAAAAGGGAAUUGCAGUGAUGGGAUCCGAGGGAAUGGCCAGUGCCGUUGCUUUGACAAUUUCAAAGGAAUUGCCUGCCACAUCUGCUCAAACCCAAAGAAGCAUGGGGAGAAUUGUGAUAAAGAUUGUGGUUGUGUCCAUGGAAUCUGUGACAAUAGACCAGGAAGCAGAGGAGUGUGCCAGCAAGGGUCAUGCAAAGAUGGAUACGUUGGGGAAUUCUGUAACAGGAGUUCUGGCAACUGUGGGCCUGCUGGUGCCUCUCUAAACUGCCACCAGAAUGCUGUCUGCAGCCUGAACGACACCGCAAGGUGCAUCUGCCUCGAUGGAUAUGAAGGGGAUGGGUUUUCCUGCGAUCCUAUAGAUGUCUGCAGAAAACCAGAACAGGGCAGCUGUUCAGAAAAUGCCAUAUGUACCAGCACAGGUCCUGGCACAGCUACAUGCCAAUGUAACAAUGGUUGGACUGGAGAUGGAAAGGCCUGCGUUGCCAUAGACAAAUGUGUAAUGGAGAACAGAGGAGGCUGCCACACCUAUGCUGACUGCCACUAUAUUGGGCCUGGACAGAGCAGCUGUGUCUGCAAGAGAGGUUAUAAUGGCGAUGGUUAUAACUGCAACCCUAUUGAUCCUUGCUUGGUGGACAAUGGUGGCUGCCAUGACUUUGCCGUGUGUAAGUCCCUUGGAGCUGGGGAAGUUGAAUGCAGUUGCUCUGAAGGAUACAUGGGAGAUGGAGAUAUAUGUUAUGCAGAUAUUAUGACGGAGUUAGCACGAAACUACCACUUUUCUGUCUUCUUUGAGUGGAUCAAGGAAUCUCUCUUCAGCAUUCCAAAAGGAGCCAAUGUGACCGUUCUGGUGCCAGUUAAUACAGUCAUUAAAAAGCUAAACGACACUGAAAAGGAUAUAUGGUUAAAGCUUGACAUGUUACCAUUUGUAGUCAGGGCUCACUUCCUCCAAGGUUCUUUCAUGACUGGACAACUCAAAAAAAUUGUGGGUCAGGAACUACCUACCCUCAAUCCGCAGAUCAGGUGGAAGAUAAACAACCACAAUGGGACUUUGGCCAUUCAGAAUGCAAGGAUUGUAGCAGGUGACAUCCCUGCCAUUAACAGUACUAUUCAUAUUGUUGAUCAGGUUUUGUUGCCACCAUUUGGCGAUAUCCCCCCACAGCAUCCAGGUCUGCAGCAGCAACUUAACAUGACACUCUCCUUCAGUAGGUUCCAAAAGCUGCUUGAGCAAUAUCAGUUGAUUGGAGAAAUUGAGUCUUCUGAAAAAUAUACCAUUUUUGUCCCUGGAAAUAGUUCAGUUGAUAAAUAUUGCCAAGAAUUUAAUAUUACACAAUUGGAUGAAGACACUGUGAAGUACCAUGUCAUACUUGGAGAGAAACUUUUAUCCAAUGAUCUGAAAAAUGGCAUUCACAAGAGCACAAUGUUAGGACUCUCCUAUUGGCUGAUGUUUUACAAGAACACUACUCAGGCAUUUGUCAACAAAAUCCUCUUGGAUGGCCAGUUUUUUGAAACAAGAAAUGGAAUGUUGAUUGGGGUUUCUGAAGUUCUCCCAGUGCAGAAAAAUCGGUGUACUACCAAUACCACAACAGUGCAAAAGUCAAGAUGUGCUAAAUGUAACAAAAAGUUCAAGUGCCCACGGGGAUCAGUGCUUGCUGAAUCGGCGCCAGAGAAUCUUCCUCAUUGUGAAUAUAAGGCUGGAAAGGAUAGAUUAGUUGGCUGUCAUUUCACCUGCCUUAAAGUUUCCUUAGUCUCCGUCUGUUGUAAAGGCUACUAUGGCCAUAUGUGUGAAAUGUGUCCAGGAAAACUCGGCAAUUGGUGUUCUGGAAAUGGGAUAUGCCAAGAUGGCAUAUCUGGCAGUGGACAAUGCCAGUGCCAUGAAGGUUUCUAUGGUACAGCUUGUGAAACGUGUCAGCCAGGGAGAUAUGGAGCAAGCUGUAAAGCAGAGUGCAGUUGCAAGAAUGGUACAUGCAAUGAAGGGCUUCUGGGUGAUGGAAGCUGUAUAUGUAACACAGGCUGGAAGGGGAUCAACUGUGACAAAAAAAUUGAAAUUGACCUUUGCAAUGGCACUUGUGAUGUGAAUGCCAACUGCAUCAAUGGAUCUACCAUUUCACGGCCCUCUUGCAUUUGUUCUGCAGGAUACACAGGGAAUGGAACCUAUUGUACAGAAAUUGAUCUCUGUGCAUCGGGGAAUGGUGGCUGCUCCAUAUAUGCCAACUGUACUAAAGUUGCAGCUGGUCAAAGGAUCUGCACUUGUAAAGAAGGCUAUGCUGGAGAUGGGACCCUAUGUAGGGAAAUUGAUCUGUGCCUAGAAAACCAAGGUGGCUGCCAUCGCUAUGCAGAAUGUGUUAAAACAGGUCCAGGUCGGGUUGCUUGCAACUGUCUUCCCAAAUACAGUGGGGAUGGUGUUAAAGAAUGCAAAUUCAUUGAUCCUUGCUAUAAGAGCAAAGAAGGCUGCAGUCAACAGGGUUUCUGUUAUAAGAACAGUAUUGAGAAUGAAAUUUGCGUCUGUGUGAUGGGUACUGGUGGUGCAUCUUCAUGCACACGAACAGCAUGGAAGGAGGAGCUUGCUGCAAGAGAAGCUGUAUCCCGGUUCUUUCAGUAUGCAAAGGUUUAUAACAUCAUCAACCUAUCAAAAGGUGGACCUUACACUUUUUUCGUGCCGCUUGUCGAUUUCCAGUGGAAUAACACCACACUUUCAGAAUGGAAAGAGGGCAGCAUCAAGGAUUUCCUUCUCUAUCAUGUAGUCAUCUGUCAGCGCUUACUGUCAAAGGAUUUGGAGUUGCUUGAUUCCAUCACAACUCUAUCUGGACGCAAAAUUCAGGUUACUGUGAAAGAGAACAGUGUAUAUUUAAAUGAGGAGGCAAAAGUAAUUGACAGUGACUUUGUUGGACCAAAUGCUGCUGUUAUACAUUUCACUGAUAAGAUUUUAAUGCCAAAUGAUAUGCAAAAUCAUGGCAUUUCAUCCAGUUUAUCAGAGAAAUCCAUCACAAAAGUUGCAGAGGCUUAUGGAUACAAAAUCUAUAGCAGACUUUUAGAAGAGGCAGGACUUCUUCCUUUGAUUAACGAAACCAUUCAUCAGCCCUUCACCAUGUUGUGGCCUACUGAUGCGGCAUUUAACUCGCUUCCCGAGGAUAGGCAGACGUGGCUGUAUCAUAAAGAACACCGAAGCAAACUGGCUUCUUAUCUCAAAGAACUCAUGAUCAGAAACAUGCGGGUCUUUCCUUACAUUCUGACACAACCUGGAUUGUUUUUAACAAGUAUGCAUGGAUCUACCAUAUCAUUUGGCUGCAGCAGAAAGAGUCCUGGGUACAUUCAGGCAGACAAGACAAGGAUUGUACACAGCUAUAUGGAAUUUGAUGUGGGUAUUGCUUAUGGCAUUGAUCAGCUGUUGGAACCUCCAGACCGGGGAUCCCGCUGUGAUGAGUUUCAUCCUGCUGUGAUUUUGAACUCUGAAUGUGGCUCCUGUCAUUAUCAGCCUCCAUGUCCUUUUGGAUCAGUUGAACAAGGACCAAGCGUGAGUUGCUUGUAUUUUGGAGAUGCACUUUUAAGCAAACCAGUCCCAUUUGGCAUUAAAAGGAGGUCUUACUUCACACAGUCCUCCCGCAGGAGAAACCGAUGGCAUCUUUUUUCAAAUUUAAAGGGGUGCAAGAGAACAUGCAUUACCCCCAGGUGGACGUCCAAGUGCUGCGAAAACCACUAUGGAAUAAAUUGUCAGGUUUGUCCUGGGGGGCUUGAGGCACCAUGCAGUAAUCGUGGUAGCUGUGAUGAUGGGUUUCAUAGUUCAGGACGAUGCAUCUGCAACGAGACAUUCACUGGUACAGCUUGUGAGCAGUGCAUGCUAGACCGAUAUGGGCCAGACUGCAAAGAGUGUAGUUGUACAGAGAAUGGGAUAUGCAAUGAAGGACUGCAUGGAGAUGGCUUCUGCUUCUGCACUUCAGGGUGGUCGGGAGAGCGCUGUGAAAUCCCACUAGCUGUGACACCCAAGUGUUCUCCAGCCUGCCAUCAAAAUGCUGUCUGUCGAUUGAAUAAUACCUGUGAAUGCAACUUGCAUUAUGAAGGCGAUGGAAGGAUAUGUACGGUGAUUGACUAUUGUGGCAAUGAUAAUGGAGGCUGCAGCGAAUAUGCAAACUGCACACAAACUGGAACUGCCAUCUCCUGUACCUGCUUGCCCAAUUAUCAGGGUGAUGGUUACUUCUGCAGCCCCAUCGACCGGUGCGCAGACGGCAGCAACGGGGACUGCAGUGAACACGCCACGUGCAUCAGCACAGGCCCUAAUACUCGGCGCUGUGAGUGCAAAGCUGGUUAUGUCGGAAAUGGAGUCCAGUGCUUGGAGGAAGCUAUCCCACCCACAGACCGUUGCUUAGACGAGAAUGGGCAUUGCCACUUUGAUGCUAUCUGUACUGACCUGCAUUUCCAUGACAAAACAGUUGGUGUCUUCCACCUCCAGUCCCCCUAUGGAAAGUACAACUUUACUUAUCAGGAGGCUGAAGCCAGUUGUGCAGCUGAGGAAGCUACCUUGGCCACCCUUCAGCAGCUGUCUGCUGCACAGCAGAUGGGUUUCCACCUGUGCAUAGUUGGAUGGUUAUUUAACAGGUCAGCAGGUUACCCAACGGUGUACCCAAGUGCAAAAUGCGGCACUAACCAUGUUGGGAUUGUGAAUUAUGGAUUUCGAAGUGACUUCAGUGAGAAGUGGGAUGCUUACUGUUACAGAGCUAAAGAUGUACGAUGUGACUGCAGGGAUGGGUAUAUUGGUGAUGGCUAUACCUGCAUUGGGAAUCUUCUGACAGUGCUGGCACAGCAUGCAAACUUUUCGGUCUACUAUUUUAUGUUAUUGGAUUACGCCAAUACCACCCAAGAAGGACUGGAAUUUCUGAAUCUCCUUUCUGAUGAGACCACUUAUAAAACCCUUUUUGUACCCCUGAACUCUGGCUUUAGAGAUAAUACAUCUUUAACAUUGAAUGACCUGAAGCUUCAUGUAUCAGUGAGUGAUGAGCCCCUGCUGAGCAUCAAUCUCACAGCUGGUGCAAUUAUAUCUUCCCAAGCAGGAUACAACCUUUCCAUUGCAGACUCCAUGAACAGCACCCACCCUCCGGGUUCUAAGGUGGUUAAUGAUACAGUGGUUGUUGAAUGGGAUAUUCUGGCUUCCAAUGGGAUAAUUCAUGCUAUUGAAACACCGUUAAUGGUACCACUUCAAUAUGGGCAUGUUGUUCAGGUUUCGGGUGCUGUAAAAGCAUCUGCUUUGGCUGUAACCGUCAGUGUGAGUACUGUUGCUGUAGUGCUGCUAUGUGUAGCUAUUGCUGGAGUAUCCUACUACUACCUCAGAAGAAAGAAUCAGGGAUUCCAGUUUCGCUACCUGAAGGCUGAGCUGGAAGAUGAAGAGCCGUUGCCCUGGGAGGAAAGGAACCCAGCCUUGGUGUCCAUCCCAAAUCCCAUCUAUGGAGCACAUAGUUCUCUCUAUGAUGAGCCAUUUGAGUUGGGAAAGCAGGGAUUUUUGGCUGUUGGUAUCUUUGACAACUGUACAAGUGGAAUGAAGGAUUCUGCCGGAGAAGACUUUUCAGAUACACAUGGAAUUUUUGCAGAUCAGUAA